UUUCUGGCGAGAAGUUCAGCAACUGACGACAUCCUCAGGUUGAUCAGCGCGGACGAAACGUGUCACUCAAUUCCCAGCAGAUGGAUGACUGAAACGCGAUAGUAGAUGUAGAAAAAGAUUCCAUAAGCAAGAAAACGAGGAUAUCCCAAUGGGAAGUUGGCUUGCCAAACUUGCAGACCAUAAAACUGACGCCGCACAAUCAUUGAAGACCCCCCAUGUGGUAGCCUCAUACGCUCUGUUUUUUGGUUUCAUUGGGUUUAUUUUAUUGGUAUGGAUCAGUGCCUUUGUUUUGACCAUUGUGAGAGUUUGUAAAAAAUAUUCAAGGGCAAGGAAGUACGACGAAACACAUGAUACGACAACAAUAGACCUUCAAGUCGUGAAAAAAGAUGUCGGAGGCAUAAGAGGCAGUCAUAGCUACCAACUAGCAGGGAUUGAGAGCGUGGAAUUAUUCUCUACACCAGAGGGAGGUACGUCAAACAAAACAACACCGAAGCUUGGAAUUCAGUUAAUGGGUGGGCCUAACGUUACCAGGAAUGGCGAACCAGGGAUAUUUGUAGAGAAUGUUAAGCUGGGCAGUGUAGCUGAAGGAAAACUCUUCCCUGGAGACAAGAUAAUAGCGAUCAACGAUGUUUUCCUGGGAAAAGUAUCCCUAAAGUACGCAAUGGAAGCGAUGCAUUCUAUGAAGCGAGCAGAGGGCCGUCUAACAAUGUCAGUCAAGAGAGCCCAGCUUAGGGAGCAAAGGGUCAACGAAGCAUUCUCAAUGUAUUGCGAAGAUGAAGAUACAGAAAAGCCAGUUGUCUUCAAUAAGGAACAGUUGGAAGUCUUCGAAGAAGCGUUCUCUAUGUUUGAGACGAAUGGUUUUGGUGUGAUUCAUUAUAAACACGUUUUCCCGCUACUCCGAGAUUUGGCCUACAACGUUCACAAAGAAGAGGCUUGGUACUACAUGAAUAAAUUGGAAUUAUCAGAGAAGCGAAUGAUAACCCUGAGUGAGGUGAUAAAGUUACUGGAGGAAGUCGCUGCAGAGCGGAAGGAAUUGAAUGAAGUGCCUUCUGUUUACAACGUGUUCGACCCGGAUCAGAAGGGCCGCGUGGCUCUCUAUGAAAUACACGAUGCUCUGAGCUUAAUGUACGGGCAAAAAAUAACCGAGGAUGAGGUUUCAAGAAUACUGAGUAUUGCAGACGAAGAGAAUACCGGUUUUUGUAGAGAACAAGAUUUUGAGAGGCUUCUUCUACCCUCACUAAAACUUUAUUAGAAUCGUAGAGGAUUUCUAAAAGAAGAAGAAGAAGAAGAAGUUGGUCGAACCAUUCUUCCGCAGACGCAAACUUAAGACUGACAUGACACUGGGGAUUAAUUCCCCGCGUAGGAUUGUUCUUACCGCGAAGAAAGAAUACACUGCAGAUGUUGUUAACUAGGCUACGAUGGACCAGUGAGGAAAUAUUGUACUGUAACAGCUUCCUUCCGUUGAAAAAAAAACAGCUUUCAUGAGGUCUACAUCCUUAACUUUAUUAAAAGUCGACAAGCACAAAACAAAAAAAAAGAAUGCAUCAAUUUCCCUGAGCCAUACCGAUUUAUCUUAGUUUGCAUCUUAACAUUUUUACUAUUUUGAAAGAUAACCUUUCAAUGAAAAAAAGUGAAUGAUAUUUGGACUCAUCAUUCGCCUAAGUAAUACUGAAUUUCAGUAAUUAAACUGAGAAAAAAUUACAUCAUAAAAAAUUAACACUUGGCUCAUAAUAUCAAUUGCAUUCUUUUAUAAUAUUUUAAUUUCCUCUUGUAGCCUCGUUCCUGAAAUCUCCUCUUCUGCUUUUUUAGAGCACUACCGUUUACGCUGCUUUUUAGUCUAAAUUGGACUUAAUAAAAUUCACGAGUAGAUAUUUGUUAUCUAAUCUUACUGAUUUUGCCGAAUAUAUGCAUUUACUAUAGAGUUACCAGCAAUGCUUAUUAGAAUGUAUAACGAGUACAUAAUUUUCAUAAGACAAAUAACGUAUGAGGCCUCAGACCACAGAGAUAUAAUCUAUAUUAGUCCAAUUUGAGGCAGAAAUUAUAUUAUAUGAAGUUUUGUUAGCACGGACAUGCAAAUACUGUUCCAGGGGAUGCUGUCUCAUUAAUUUAAAUUGUUUCAAAUUUCGCUAGUACAUUGUUGGAAUAAAAGAUAACAAUUUUUGUAAUUUAACUCUUAAUGAAGUUCAGAUCGAAGAAAUUGUACGCGAAUUAUUCGAUUUAUAACUAGUCUAGAAUAUCUGGGUUUUGAAUGGUCAUUUUUGCGAGUUUUCUUCGGAACAGAUGUCAAUAAUUUUUCUUCUGUUCAUAUUUAUUCCCACACUUAGAUUCUUUGAUUCGAUCCACAUAGGGUGGAAUUUGAAGAGAAAUUACUCGCAAUCUAACAAAAAAUUAUCUCUUUAAUUCACCAUUGUUUUUAAUCCUAAUACCUUUAUUUAUUACCUUUGGCGAUAAGAAUUACGGUAAUAUUAAAGUAAAAAAUUUCAAAAUUCAAGAAUAUAAAUUAAAAAGAUUCAAAACACAA
This is a messenger RNA of Stylophora pistillata, 2521 nucleotides long. RefSeq lists its product as uncharacterized. Gene Ontology annotation, molecular function: protein binding; calcium ion binding. Gene Ontology annotation, cellular component: myosin II complex. NCBI's taxonomy places the organism in Eukaryota, Metazoa, Cnidaria, Anthozoa, Scleractinia, Pocilloporidae. The record is from RefSeq and is a predicted model, not a curated record.